This is a messenger RNA of Tuber melanosporum (Perigord truffle), 693 nucleotides long. RefSeq lists its product as uncharacterized. The record is from RefSeq and is a predicted model, not a curated record. The transcript has 3 exons. Gene Ontology annotation, cellular component: cytoplasm; nucleus. The coding region runs from base 129 to 647 and encodes 172 amino acids. Gene Ontology annotation, molecular function: protein tyrosine phosphatase activity. NCBI's taxonomy places the organism in Eukaryota, Fungi, Ascomycota, Pezizomycetes, Pezizales, Tuberaceae.
CAAAAAGAAAGAGAAAAAACCCACAUCUAUAUUACAGAAUCGCACAACACAACUCCAACCGCACUCAAUCGAUCAAUCAAUAGCCAAAUACACCACAACCGUACAUACAUACACAUAUACAAUACACCAUGUCGGGUCAGUCUGCUACUGACCCAGCAGCCCAGCGAGGAGGAGGAAGAGAAAGUGGUAGUAGUAGACGUCCGGGAUUCAGGCGUGUUCCCCCCCCCUCCCUGGCUUCCCAUCCUGACAAACAGGACGCAGACCACAUCGGCGGCCACAUAAAGUCUUCCCGCCACGUACCUUCCGAAAGCCUAGACUACACCGCGGCAGAGCUGGCCCGGCAACUGAAGGACGCGGAGAAGGUGGUUUUUCACUGCGCAUUGUCCCAGCAGCGUGGGCCCAGCGCUGCGUUGAAGUAUCUGAGGGAGAGGGAAAGGUUGUUUGGCCAGGGGAGCACGGUGGCGGCGGGGGGCACGAAGGGGGAGGGGGAGGGGGUUGUUGGCGGGAGGGAGGAUCAGGAGGGAAAGGAUAGGAAGCAGGAGGUGCUGGUUUUGGAUGGGGGAUUUGUGGAGUGGCAGGCCAAGUACGGUAACGAUGAACGCUUGACCGAGAAUUAUAAUAAAGAGCUUUGGGAGGCGGAGCAUUAAAUUAUUAUUUUUUUACUUGUAGAGGUUGAAGCAUUGUACGAGCGCG